This is a messenger RNA of Radiomyces spectabilis, 2790 nucleotides long. RefSeq names its product Up-regulated during septation-domain-containing protein. The coding region runs from base 98 to 2590 and encodes 830 amino acids. NCBI's taxonomy places the organism in Eukaryota, Fungi, Mucoromycota, Mucoromycetes, Mucorales, Radiomycetaceae. The record is from RefSeq and is a predicted model, not a curated record. The transcript is spliced from 5 exons.
ACUUAUAUUUUGUAUUCUCUUUUUUGCAUUUUGUAUUCUCUUUUUAUUUUUUCCCAAUAACGAGCUACAAACCAUAUCGACUUUUUCAUUGUCGUCCAUGAAUAUGAUUCCGCUGGCUCGGCAAUCCUCUGAUGACGAUAGACCGGCAGGUCUCAAACUGGCCAGAAAUCAAGGCAACAUGGCGCAGGGAUCUUUGUUUGCCAGAGACAUGUUUGGACGACGACCUUCCGCUGCGACCACCAGCACACCUACUGAUCAAAAACCUAAAAUGUCCUUUGACAGCGAUACCUCAGGCUCCAGAAACCUGUUUCAGGCACGAACAUCCAUCGACAGCCAUUCUCCUUCUGUACCGGCGCGAUCGCCAUUCCGUAUUAGAGAUUCACAAGCGUCAUUAUCCAGAAAAAAAUCAACAACUGACUCCAUAGCAUCACACACGAGUCAUCAUAAGCUAUCCAACGCUGGACCGUUAGAUAGUGCCUAUCAUUCCCACAGUACAAAGCACGCUCCGUCGAUCCAUACAGAUACAAUUCAAAAGAACGAGACUGACGACCUGACGGCUGAAUUAGUCCAUUUAUGGAAGGUGAAUCCUCCACCGACGCUUGACGCUGGAGUUUCGACCAAGUUACCCACCGUGACGGAAUCGACUGACGAUCUCUUGAUACAACUACUGGUGUCGCAGGCGAUGCUGGAUGCCCAUACGUUUGACAUUCUGUCAUUCGAUGAAGUGGAAAAAAUAAAAAAGCAAUACCAUGCGGUCCAGGAGCGACUCUCUGUGUUGCGACCACGGAUUGCUCUGGAAACAAGGAUCAAGGACAUCUCAAAGUCCUUGUUGCAUCUCAACGUGUCGAGUCGCGACUCGAUUAUCGCUUUGGAAGAUCAGGCUCAGGCGGCUGAGAAAAAGAGACAUGGAUUGACGGCUGAGUUUGAGAAAUUGACGGAUCAAGCCUACCACUUGCAAUGCAAGCUUUUAAGACAUACGGCUGGGGCUCUAAACCGAGGGUUAAAACGGAUAGAAGAGAGAAUGGCGAUGAUGAAACCCACCGACGAUGCCUCCCAAGUAAAUAUUGAUCUGGAACGACAAGUGACGGAAAUCCAAGACCUUGUAGCGUCCAAGAAUAAUCAAUUGCAAAAGCUGCAAGACCAAAUGGAUGUCGACCACCGUCGUGGUCAUGCAGGUUCCCACACAGACAUGAAUGAGUGGUUCAGUAAGCUGGAUACCAUACUUCAUCAGCACCAAACAGAAACCGACGCAAACCGACCGUCUUCGACCAACCAGAAUGAAAAAGAUCGUUCUGCGACACUUGUGGAUAGCAUUGAUCAUCAAUUCCAGACAUAUAAAUCCAAGAUUGCGGAACUGGAACGCCAAGUCGUCACGUUGCAGGAACGUUAUCAAGUCGAAUCCGCCUCUGACAAGAGGUUGGAAAUCCAGUUACGUGCCAUGGAAGAGAAGAAGAACGCCGUCGAACUUCGGUAUCAGGCAUUGCUCGAUAAAUCCCAACGAAGAUCCUUGGAUGAAUCCGACAUUGUCGGUCUCGGAAUCGGUCGAUCCGCCCGUGACAGCCAUCACGUCGAUCAAACGGUUGAACGUCUGGAGAAAAAGGUGGCCAAUGCAGAACAGGAGUUGAAAUCGCGUGAAAAGGAAUUUGAGGCGCAAAAAGAGGAAUUGUUCAACUUGAAAUCGCGACUCACGGAUUUGGAAGUACGUAACAGCAAGUUGGAAUCACAAGCGUCCAUUUCUGCCAGUCGCGAAAAAGCAUUGCAAAUGGAACUGAAACAAUACAAGGAUGAAGUGUUCACGCUUCGCACUGAAAAGGAACGAGGGGAACGCCAGUUCAAGCGUGAGUCGGUCCUCCAAAUGCUGGACGGUCAUGACAGUGUCAAGAUUCAAUAUGAGCAGCAAAUGGAAGAACAGGCUCAAGAAUACGAAGCACAACUAAAGGAACAACAAGCCUUGCUGGAAAAGACGAUGCGUCGAUGCGAGCAGCUGGAAGUGGAACAUGAGAAAUCGACCAUGAUAUGCAAGGAUCUUGAGGAUCUGGUCAAGGAUAAAUCUCGUAUGUUGGAUCGACGCGACGUGCAUAUCACCAAGCUCGAAAGUGAAUUACAAGAGUUGCGACAUCGGCCGCACAAGCCCGAUCAGGCGUUGGUCCAAUUGCAAGCGGCAUUUACGGCGCGUGAGGAAGACUGGAUCGCUCAAAAUGCAAAAAUGGAAGCCAACUUUGAAGGCAUUCUCAAAGAAUUUGAUCGCUUGACAGGGACCGCCAUGACAUUUGAGACGAGUCGCAUGAAAUACGAACGACGCAUUGAACAGUUGAUGCAGGAGAAGCAGCAGAUGGAUAAGGAGCUAAUUGAAGCUCGCAUUAACAAGCUGGGCUAUGUUACAACCGAUACACCGACCACCGCUUCCCUUCGUAAAGAGUUCCGUGCCCUGAUGAACGAUAUCAAGCUGGAGCAUCAACGCUCGUUGGAGAAGGAAUACGAAGAACAGCGACGACUAGAAAAACUACUCAAAGAUAUUCAGCACGACAAAGAAGUCUCCAAUUACCAGCGCAUGAACAAAGGAGUUCAAACCAACUUUAUUGUAGUAUAAUGCAUCAUAUAUUCCAUUAUCGCCUUUUAUCAUAUAAGUUACCAACCCGCUCGUUUAAAAUUUUUUAUAUUCCUUUAUUAUACUCCAAAAAUCAGCAGCAAUAAUAAAUAGUCAAAUAUUAAGUCUUUAAUAUUUUCCAUUUAUAACCUCCGUAAAAGAUGCUUCUUGCUUCAAGACACAAGUUAGCUGAUAAAAACAAG